AUGUAUUCAAAUGACUUUUCAGCUUGCUUACCAAUACUUGAAAAACAUAACUGUGAAUAUGAAGUUUUAGCAGAAGAUAAGGAAUUCAGAGGUUUAUUUUUCCAAAAUGAGGACAUGAAAAGAAAUUUUGAAGCAUACCCUGAAAUUGUCCUUCUAGAUGGUACCUAUAAAUUAUUAAAUUUUAAUGGUGUGGUUUAUUUAUUUAUUGUUGAAGACUCGAUUGGUAGUUCUGAAAUAAUUGCAGUUGGAAUAUUAGUUGGUGAAAUUAAGGAGUACGUAAAUUGGUUGAUUUCCACAUUCAAAAGCAUUUCUUAUGCUUCAACGCAUUUCUUAUGCUAA
Macrosiphum euphorbiae (potato aphid) is the source of this 339-nucleotide messenger RNA. The record is from the annotation of a GenBank genome assembly. Lineage: Eukaryota; Metazoa; Arthropoda; Insecta; Hemiptera; Aphididae.